AGUCCUCAGAAGCCUUCAGUGUUGUAACCCCUCAAUACAUAUUCUGCGUGUAUGGUGCCAUCUCCAAUUUACCGUAGGUAUCGGCUAUGACGGCAGGAUGUGUCAUCCCCUUGGUUACAGUAUAUCACUGACCAGAUACCGAGACAGCCUCGUCGAUGACGUCAUUGCAGCUGCACAUGAGAUAGGACACAGCCUUGGAGCACCCCAUGACGACAUGCACAGCAGCUGCACGUCAUCAGAGAUCAACAUCAUGUCCGGGACCCACGGUUCAGAGGAUCACGUGACACAAAACAACGACUACACGUUCUCCGCAUGCUCAGUCAGGGCCUUCGAGAAACACGUGACCUCACUGGAGGUUCGGGGCGACAGUAAAACCCUGUCAUGCCUGUAUGACUCCAUCCAGCCUCUGUCAGUCUCGUUCCUCCUCCCCUCCCUGCCUGGCCAGCUUCACGAUGUCCACCGACAGUGCCAGAUGCUCUACUCCCCCUCCUCAUUCUUUUGUCAUAUCGACAUAGGGGGGUCGGAGAACGUGUGCAGCCGUAUGCCGUGCUACAACCCCCGGACCAGACGCUGCGCCUACCAUACCGCAGGGGAGGGAACGCCGUGCGGCAACAGGAAGUGGUGCAUUGCCGGGGCGUGUGUACACUCUGCCGACGCUCCAGCCAAACACGCUGAUUGUGUAUUUGGGAACCGCCCGGGGCCUGUGUACCAGGGUCAAGACUGUGACCAGACGCUGGGGAGUAAGAGACACCUGUGCUACAGCCAGCCUAACCGGCAGGUGUGCUGUGAUACCUGUCUCAAGUUGGCCACAGGGCCACCUGGUUGCGAGUACGGCAACAACUAUUGGAAUAUUUCAUCGUGCAGUCCCGACAAAUGUGGCGAACCUGGAAGUCAGUACUCUAGGCUGUGUUGUGAAACGUGUCAAACGGCAUCAACAACGUCAGCAACUACUACAACACCGGACCUACACAUCGACAAUAUAUAUCCGUCUGUCAUGGGGGAAAAUCAACUGACAUCUUCAAAUGAGACAACUGUCAACGGGACGGUACCGCCUACGUCAUCGGAGAAUAAUGAACCUACGAAUAGCACUGAUGGUCCGGCACAAGAGACGUCAUCACCUUUCACGGUCCUGUACGACGAGGCAUCGAUGGGUUUUCCUUCUUCCGCACCUUCUACGACUGAAGAAGGUUCGUUCAUAUCUACAGAACCAAAUAUUAAUAUUUCGAGUACAAAUACGAUUCCCCUCGAGUCUGUAGUCGAAACCACGCCAAUGGUUACCAAGCGAACAGAUGGAGCGUGGACUGAAGCGCCAGUAAAAUCAUCUGAGCUCGUACCAUCAAGGGAGCCACCCACAACGUCCGUCACACAUCACGCAAAGCACACUCCGCCCUCAACACCUUUCCCUCCGUCAGUUACCACUUCAUCUACAACGUCGGGGACAACGGGUGAACCGCCGAAAUUUUCAUCUACACGUUAUCUUAACCAUUCAUCUACUGAAGCGUCACCUGCAGAUGACGAAGAGCGUGGAUUGACCCAGUUUGGCCUAUCUUGUGAGUAUUGCUCACUGCUCAAACUUGGCAGAAAGGAACCCGUGUUUGUUGCUUAA
Molecule: messenger RNA, 1606 nt
Organism: Haliotis rubra (blacklip abalone)
Lineage: Eukaryota; Metazoa; Mollusca; Gastropoda; Lepetellida; Haliotidae
Product: cell wall protein RBR3-like
Exons: 7
Coding region: 98-1606 (502 amino acids)
Biological process (GO): proteolysis
Molecular function (GO): metalloendopeptidase activity
Source: RefSeq, a predicted model, not a curated record